Messenger RNA from Neltuma alba, 195 nucleotides. RefSeq lists its product as uncharacterized. Lineage: Eukaryota; Viridiplantae; Streptophyta; Magnoliopsida; Fabales; Fabaceae. The transcript has 2 exons. The record is from RefSeq and is a predicted model, not a curated record. Bases 1 to 195 code for a protein of 64 amino acids.
AUGCGGAUAUCCUUAGCAGGGUUUCGAAGUUCCUUGCCCUUUUCAGGGCUAAUCAGUAGUUGCCAAUCGCUGGUCAUAGAACAUAAAUUUUCUGCCAAGGAGAUUUGUGAGGCUAAAGCUACAGUCUAUAGAGCUGUAGCAAAUUGGAAAAGAAAUGCGAGCUUGGAGGAAAGAAACAUUGGUUUGAAGAAAUGA